Molecule: messenger RNA, 6135 nt
Organism: Mirounga angustirostris (Northern elephant seal)
Lineage: Eukaryota; Metazoa; Chordata; Mammalia; Carnivora; Phocidae
Gene: RPS3A
Product: ribosomal protein S3A
Exons: 6
Coding region: 170-964 (264 amino acids)
Biological process (GO): translation
Cellular component (GO): ribosome; cytosol
Molecular function (GO): structural constituent of ribosome
Source: RefSeq, a predicted model, not a curated record
GGGAGGGCGCUGUCGCAGCUACAAUCGGAGUUCCUCUUUCUGUUGUCGCGAUAUUCUUGAGGCCGGAAAAACGCAAGAUCGAAGGUCGCGUAGAUGGCCCGCCUCGCCCAGGACGCCUAAGUUCUCGCGUGAGUUUAACUUCCGCCCUUUUGGCUCCCUGAGCAGCGCCAUGGCGGUCGGCAAAAACAAGCGCCUUACGAAAGGCGGCAAAAAGGGAGCCAAGAAGAAAGUGGUUGAUCCAUUUUCUAAGAAAGAUUGGUAUGAUGUGAAAGCACCAGCUAUGUUCAAUAUAAGAAAUAUUGGAAAAACAUUAGUCACAAGAACUCAAGGAACCAAAAUCGCAUCUGAUGGCCUCAAGGGUCGUGUUUUUGAAGUGAGCCUUGCUGAUUUGCAGAACGAUGAAGUUGCAUUUAGAAAAUUCAAGCUAAUUACUGAGGAUGUUCAGGGCAAAAACUGCCUGACUAAUUUCCAUGGCAUGGAUCUUACCCGUGACAAAAUGUGCUCCAUGGUCAAAAAAUGGCAGACCAUGAUUGAAGCUCAUGUUGAUGUCAAGACUACCGAUGGUUAUUUGCUUCGUCUAUUUUGUGUUGGUUUUACUAAAAAACGCAAUAAUCAGAUUCGGAAGACCUCUUAUGCUCAGCACCAACAGGUCCGUCAAAUUCGGAAAAAGAUGAUGGAAAUCAUGACCCGAGAGGUGCAAACAAAUGACUUGAAAGAAGUGGUCAAUAAAUUGAUUCCAGACAGCAUCGGAAAAGAUAUAGAAAAGGCCUGUCAGUCUAUUUAUCCACUCCAUGAUGUGUUCGUUAGAAAAGUAAAAAUGCUGAAGAAGCCCAAGUUUGAAUUGGGAAAGCUCAUGGAGCUUCAUGGUGAAGGUAGUAGUUCUGGAAAAGCUACUGGGGAUGAGACCGGUGCUAAAGUUGAACGAGCUGAUGGAUAUGAGCCACCAGUCCAAGAAUCUGUUUAAAAGUCAGACAUUUAAUGGUGACAAAUAAAAAAUCGUAUUUGUGAUGUUUAAUUUCUGAUGAUUCUUUUUAAAUAAUGUGGGCUUGGUGAAUCAGAUAUUCUGAACUGAUGGUGAUGUGAACUUUUCCAGACUGUUGUAUGGAUUUUAUCCAUUGCUCUGUGUUACUAAAUAGCUGCAAAAGGGUAGUGAUCCAUUUUAAGCUGUAGUGAUCUGGAAGUAUAGAGGGUUAAUAAAAGGAAAUCUUUUUUUUUUUUUUAAGGUUUUAUUUAUUUGACAGAGAGAUAGAAUACAGGCAGGGGGAGCAGCAGAGGGAGAAGCAGGCUAUCAGCUGAGCAAAGAGCCCAAUGUGACCUGAGCCAAAGGAAGAUAGGUAACUGAUUGAGCCACCCAGGUAUCCCUUAAAUGGUUCUUGAACCAUUUGGAAGGCUUGUUGAAAUAUGGCAGGGCUCUGCCCCCAGAGUUUCUGAUUCAGUAGUUGUAGGGUGAGACCUGAAAACUUGCUUUUUUUGGAAACUUGCGUUUUAACAGUUUCCAGGUGAUGGUGAUGGCCAGGGACCAGACUUGAAAAACCACUGUGCUAGAUUGAUAGAAUAAUGGGAAGAGCCCGUUGACUUAAGAGUUUUGGGUUUUUUCCCUCUAGCAGCAAAAUGCCACACUGUGCACCAGUACUGUGAAGUUGAACUUGGCUAGAGAAAUUGGUUCUUGAUCACCUGUCAAUAAGUGGGUAUUUGAUGCUGCCCACUAGCCAGUAUUUCCUCUAGUCAUUCACCCAUUCUGUUCUGUAGUCCUUCUCACUUCCAACUUUCUCAUUUUUGAUCAGCUGAUGACCUUAAAACCAUGAAAAAUUUAACGUAGAUGAGAGAAGAGAACUUAAAUUCCCACAUAUAUUAGCAUUUUUGCCCUCCUUGCCUAAUCAAGCUCAUGGCUCUAGAAGUUUUCACCUUUAUUGAUAUUCAACCAGUCCCUACCAUGAGCAUACAAACAAAUAUACCCUUCCAGGUAACACCCUACUCUCAAACCCCUUAUAUAGCAAAACUCAAAAAAGGUAACUAUUUUUUCUUGGACAAUGAGCAGUUCUUUGUUUGAUGUUUGAGUAAUCCAUUUUCUUUGUACCUAAUUUUACUUUUAAAUUAAGCUGUUGCUGUGAAGGUUGCCAAUAACUUUGUUGCUUGCUAAGUCUAAAUGGUCUAUUUAUGACCUAUAUUUUAUAUGCCUCUAGUGACAUUUGACAGUUUUCUUUUUUUUUUAAGAUUUUAUUCAUUUGAGACACAGAGCAUGAGCAGGGGGAGAGGGAGAAACAGGCUCCCCGCUGAGCCAGGAGCCCGAUGGCGGAGCUCGAUCCCAGACACUGGGAUCAUGACCUGAGCCGAAGGCAGACGCUUAACCAUCUGAGCCACCCAGGCGCCCCGACAGUUGAUUUUCUUCUGGAAUCUUAAAGAUUUCCUCCCAUGUCAGUAGCCACUCUUUACUAGUUCAUCUCAGACUUUAGAGUUGGAGAGGCUUAGGGCUUAGUCCUUGGACAUUUAUCAAUACUCUCCCUAGAUACUCUUAUUUAAUAUAUUAAGCUGACAUGCAGAUUUUUUAUUUCUAGCCUGUACCUUUGAACUAUAGGUUUGUCUAUCCUCUUUACUUGGAUAUAAAAUAGGCAUUUCACAUUUGACAGGUCUAAAAUGGUAUUCUGGAUCCUAACAGUUUAACCCACCCUUAUGUUUUAGGCCAAAAUCUUCUGGUCAUCCUUGAUCCAGUUUAUUCAAAAUAUAUCUGGAAUCUCACCAUUUCUAACCAACUCCAUUGUGAUCACUUUUGCCAUCAUGACUACCUGGAUUGUUACUACUUACCUGGCCUCCCUACGUCCCCUCAUAAGGAAUUUUAGAUGGUCUGUUCACUCAAGGCCCAAACUGAUCUUGCCCCUGACCUCUUAUUACCAUUCCCCUAACAUUUCUAGCCAGGCUGCCCUCACUAUUCCUGGAUGGGCUGGCUAGGUACAUUCUUACCUUGGCUUUGGCACUUGUUUUCCCUAUGCGUGGAACACUCUUCCCUUACAUGCCACAGAGCUUGCUCCUUUACCUCUCAGUAGACCCCAAUGAUAGGCGUGGCCUAUUAAAAAUUGUGCCCUAUUUGGCAUUCCCAAUUUCCCGUUACUUUUUUCUGUAGUUUUUACUUGUGUCUACGAGAAUAUUCCAUGAGGAUUGUUUUUUGGUCUUAUUCACCACUAUACCUCCAGUGCCUAGAAGUUCAAUGUUUGUUGAAUAAAGGAAUGGAUGGCAUUCCCUGUUAAUACCCCAUAGUGAAGAAGCAAAUGUUUUCGGUAAAAAACAUUAGUUGUACAUUUGGAUCUCAAAUGACAGGGGCUUCCUUUCCAGGGCGGACAGAAGUGGGGUCUAACAAAGGGUCACUGGGGGUAGGGUCCUGGAAUUAAACAGUUUUUAUCUUGGGUGUUGGACAUUAUUUAGUGAUAAUAGUCAAGCUCCAAUUUGCUACGUCUGUAUAGAGCUUGGCUUAUCUGUUUUAUCUUACAAGUGUUCAUUUGAAAAUGGUUCCAGAAAGAAUAUGUGAUUGAAUUUUUUAAAUGGUUCAGCCUGUCUGAUGACGGGUUUAAUCAAGUUAUCUUUUAGGCCAACUUGAAGGUGGGUAACUUCCAACCAGUGGGAAAUACUGUAAAGGGUAAUUCUGUUCCCUGUUUCCCAUUUAAGUAUCUUAGAAACUUAACACAUAGAUCCUAAGUAUUCACAUGUGGCUUUUCUCUACUUGACUCUAAUUGGAACAAUUUUACUUUGGUCUUUCAUUGGAAAACAACUGUUGUAACCAGGGAUGUGGGAAUCUUCAAAAACAAGACCUUUGUGUUCAGGCAUGAUUGGAUUAGGCAGCAAAACUAACAGUUGAUCUGAAACUGACUUUUGCUUUUUUUAAAGUGGCUUUUGCUUCUUGAAUGUGUACAGUUGAGUGGUAUUAGAAAGUGUGUACUAAUGUGCAAAAAGGUGCUUGGGAGAGUAUCCUAGAUAAUUUGGGUGCACGUUAUGUAACUACACAGGUUUUUAACUGGAAAAAUGAGGCAGAAGAGAUUGGGAUAAUGCAAUGUGAGGGUUCUGAUUGAUGUUACUAACUUUGAUGGAGAAAGAAGGCCAUGGGCCAAGGGAAGUGGGUGGCCUCUAAAAGCUGGAAAAGACAUGGACAUUCUCAGUGUCACAAUGUUACGACAGAAUAUGCCACCAUCAUUCAUCCCACAUUGUAUGCACAGUAGUCUAACCAUCACCAACAUAAUUAUUGGACAGUGUUUUGAAAAUGUGACAUGGCCCACUAAUUUUUAAGAUUUUAUUUUUAGAGAGGCAGAAAAUGCACGUGUGCGAAUGGGGAGAGGGGCAGAGGAGGAGGGAGAGAAUCUGAAGCCGACUCAAGCACUGAACUCAAGCUAGACACAGGGCUCAAGGGGCUCAAUCUCACCACCGUGAGUUCAUGACCUGAGCCAGAACCAAGAGUUGAACACUUAAACUGACAGAGCUACCCAGGUGCCCUGGCCCACUAAAUUUUUAUAGUUGUACUGUUAACAUUGCUUGAGCACAUUGCCAUUAUUCUCCCUUUUAGGCCUAUGUAGUAGUCUCAUUGCUCCCUUUUAGGCCUUAUGUAGUACUCUCAUUGCUACAAGUAUAUAGGUCCUUAAUGCCCACUUCAGUCCUUGCAUUAAUAGCUCUGUAGUUAGGGCGCCUGGGUGGCUCAGUCGGUUGAGCGACUGCCUUCGGCUCAGGUCAUGAUCCUGGAGUCCCGGGAUCGAGUCCCGCAUCGGGCUCCCUGCUCGGCGGGGAGUCUGCUUCUCCCUCUGACCCUCCUCCCUCUCAUGCUCUCUCUAUCUCAUUCUCUCUCUCAAAUAAAUAAAUCUUUAAAAAAAAAAAAAAAAAAGCUCUGUAGUUAAAUUUGAUUGAAGCUUGUUCUCUGGUCAAUUCCUCAGGAAGUUCUCGUGGCAUUAUUUUCUGAAUUCUUCCAUGUUUAGUACAGUUUGUCAGUGUGCUUUAUAUCUGAAAGUCACUUUUAUUGGAUAGAACAUCCUUGGCUUUUUCUUUGAGCAUUUUAAAUAUGCUACUGCAUUUUCUCUGGCAUAAAACAUUGCUAAUGAAGGUCUGAUGAUAAUUAUUCUAAUUUUCUUUCCCUUAUAAAUAAGUUACUUUCUGUUUUGGCUAGAAGCCCAAAGAAUUUUUUUUUAAUCCAGUGAGUUUAUAAAAUAUAUCUUGGUAGUUGUUCUGAUGGAAUAGUGUCAGGUAUGAAAUAUACUCUGUGAGAAUGUAAUUGUAAUUCUUUUUUUGAGGCGGAGUUUUCAUAAAUUAAGGUUUUUAGCAUUUGUUCUGUUCCCUUGAUUUGGUUUCCUUUAUUGGGGACUUUUUGCCUGUGAUUUCCUGGCAGCUGUUGCAGUCCCUAACUAUCCAUGUGAUAAACUCCUUGGGUUGUAUUUUUGUAGGAUGUGUCAGCUAAUUACUGCCCAUGAGCUAAAUCUGGCCAGUGUCUGUUUUUCGAUGGCCUGCAAGCUAAGAGUGGUUUUUCCAUUUUCAUAUGGGUGGAAAAAAAAUUCAUCAUAUGUGAAAAUUAUAUGAAAUUCAAAUCUCCGUAUACACAAAGUUUGGAACACAGCUCCACAUUCAGCUUUAGGUACUAUCAGUUGCUGCCUCUGGCCCUGCAGCGGCAGAGUUGGGUAGUUUUGACAGGCCAUCUUCGGCACACUCAUCACUCCACACUAAGGGGCAGCACAAUGCACACUGUAGCGACACAGUAAGAAUGCAGUGUUUCGUAUCACCUACCUGAGAAGACCCCUUCAAAGAAGCAAUACAUAAAAUCUCAUUACAAAUCAGCAUUAAUAGGUGAACAUUUGCAGUUGAUGAUGGAGAUUGCGGACUUGAACACUAAGGGAAAUGUCACCAACCCCAAAAGAAAGACUUCUAUUAUUUAAAAAAAAAUUACAACUGUUAGUUUCAACUUAAUAAAAAUUUUGUGGAGAUUUUCUGCUCAUUAGGCCUACAUAGUAUCCUUAAUUGUGCCCCUUGGUCCUUUACAGAAAAAUCUUACAACCUGCUAUAAAUAAGGAAAUAAAGCAUUCAAGUUAACUGAUAGGGUUUGUGCAAAACUUGCAAUGGAGAAAAAUUAUACUUUCGGAAUAAAUGUGUGCCUGUGUGCACACCUCUGGGUCA